UUUUACACAAUUUGACCAAAGCGGACGGGCACGUUCACGUGUUCAAAAUGGCGCUAGUAUCAAACCUUGUUAGCUUUUGUAGCUACUUAUAUCAUUUCAACGCCGAGCUAAAACGCUUAAUCAAGAAAAAUACCUACUAUAAUGAGUUUAACGUCUCGCAUUAUGCUUCUGAGUUGGCUUCUCACGAGCCUCCCUCUCUGCUGCUCCAUCUCUGUGCCUUUUGGGAUCUUUACAGCGAAGUGCCAUGAACGUCACUUCUGGUUGACCAUUAAGGCCAGCUUUCUGGGGAGUGAGGUGCAGUUCAGCUUUGAAGACAGCACUGCUAUCCACUUCCUGUCUAGCCAACAGGCUGCAGAAUGUGGAUACACUGUGGUCUUGAAUUACCAUGGGGAUCUCGUGUUCAGGGCCUCUUACCUUGCCUGCCAUGUAGACAAUAAGAAAGACACUGAGUUCAGACUCCAGGUGUGGUUUGUCAACAGGCAGAUUGAUGGACGUGUUAAUGCUUACCCCUUCAAGCUUCUCUGCUCUCUAGCGCAACCCUGGAGCCCCAGAGAGAUCGUCUGUGAAGAGAACUACAUGGAGGCUUCAGUUCAAUGGCACUUCCCAGUUGUUUUGCAAGGAGGAGUGAAACGGCUUAAUCUGCUGUCUGAGGCACCUGAAGACCGAGCUAAGCGACUUAGCAAGAGCCGUGUGGUCUUCUACAGACAAGGAGAUGCCCAUCAAGCAUCUCAAUCAAUUCAAGAGGCUGCAGUUUUAGGGUACCACAUUGUGUCCACAGAUACCCGAAUACUACUACGCAGUGCCUACUCUUCUCCAUUGUCCUAUACACUCAAGGAACAAGACAUCCAGGUGGAAGCCGUCACUGCGGUCAUCACUAUCCUGUUCGAGGGCAUGUCCAUCCCAGUUGAGAUUUCGAUGGCCUGUGCAAAGAGUUUAGCAAGUUUUACUAUACUGGAGCAAGAAUCUGAACCUGUGGUGGAUGGCCUUUACAUACUCUCAACUUUUCCCCUGAUCCUUUCUUCUCUGGUGCAAGGCUGGUUUGGGAAUGGAGGGAUGCGGAUGGGAAUUGGUGAAAGAACGCUGAGUGAGUGUGAGCUGCAUGAAGGUGGUUAUGAAGCCACCCUGAAAGGUCAGACAGUGGAGAUCAGAAUUCCAUCUGGGGCACAGGGAGCUCAAAUAAAGAGUGGUGUCAUACAGGGCCUAUAUGCUCAGUCUCUGUCAGUGGAUCUCUUUUUCAUGCAUCACUGGGAGGAUAUGAUCUGGCUUCACACUCAACAUCGCAGCCUCCAACUCCUCCGGACACCAUACGUGCCUCAAACACCAACUCUCAUUAAUAAUACAGAUUCAUCAACCAGCAUGUUCUCCAUCACUUUGGGUGUGUUUGCUGCUGAUGUAUCACUCCACAGUAUAACAGUUAAGGAUGAAACCAUGACCUGGAAGGAGGCGGGGCACCAAGGUCUUCACUUGUUCCAGCUCCCUUUCAGCAAUGGCAGCCAUGCCUAUACACUUCAAGUCCCCUUUUCACACCGCCUGGUCACUCAGAAGGGUAUUAGUGUGCAGUACAAGAGAUACAUCCUGGCCUUUACCUUUGACUUCAUCAUCUUUCCAGCAAAGCAGCGCUACAGCUAUAGUGCUGAUGUUGUGUGUGAUGUAAAACAACCAGGUGUUUCCGCAUGGCUAGAGGGCAAGUGUACAGAAGGAGGGAUUCUGGUGGUCCUGCACUAUGGCUCUGAAGAUGUGCAGUGGGAGCUGUAUGUGGGGCAGCGCAUGCUCGAUUGGGAGCUUGUGCGGCUUGGUGAUUACAGGCUGAAGAGUAAAAAUGAUUACUUGAGUGUGGAGAUGCCUUUGUACAGCCCUGGCAUGACUUAUGAGGAGUUCAGUUUAAAAGACGUAGUUGCUAAGGUGGAGUUCAGUGCUGUGAAUGUGGCAACUUUCAAGGUGGAACACUCUCUGGUUCAGCGCUGCAAGUUUCCAGUCAGAGAUUUGCUGGUGUGCCUGCCAGAAAGAAGAAUGGUUGUGGUUACAGACACGACUCGCUCUGUUCCUCCCACCAGUCCCAACAGCACCACUUUGCUAGAUCCAUCCUGCGUGCCUGUGGCCACAGACAGCACCAGAGCUCUGUUCAACUUCAGCCUGGACUCCUGUGGCACCACUGUGUCUGUGGAAGGCAGUUAUCUGCUGUAUGAGAAUCAGAUAAGAUAUGCACAGAAGUUUGGUCCAGAAGAUGCUCCCAUUAUCCACACUGAUUCACCGUUCAGACUGACACUGCAGUGCCGCUACCCGGUUAAUGACACUAGAACAGUGGCUGUCCAUCUGCUUCCUGAUACAACCAUCAAAAGUCCAUCCUUGCCUUGGACAUGAAGCCCGAGUGAGACACAGCAUCACCAUCAGUCUCUCCUCAGAGAUUCCAACAAACCGAGAAGCCUUUGAGUCCAGUGUCUUCACUAUGGGGUAUGAAGAUGAGUGCUGCAGUGAGGAAACAAAUACAAAUAAAAUUGUGAUGUGGUGUUUUCAGCAAUUAAUAAAGUGAUUUUGUGUUGUGGUAAAGUGAAAUGUCUACAAAAUGUGAUGCAAUAAAAACAAAAUGCGCACAAGAAAGAUUUGGGGAUUGUCUAAAUUUACAUGCUGUUUAGUGAACCUGCUAAGCCUAAGAAAUUGCUGAUGUCAGUUUGAUAAAAAUGUAAAUGGUACAUAGUGUAAUUAAUGACAGUGUAAUUCAUUUAUUGAUGUGGAGCACAGCUGAUAAUUUUAAAACUGAGAUCGGCUGAUUUUAGUAGUAGAGUGUUUCUAAAAUAUCAGAAGUUGUAAACAGGAAAAAAUUGAGUCCCUUAAUUGUAAAUAGCUACUAGAUUGAAAUCAUAUUUAUUAAUUUAAUCACACUCAUCUAAGUCAGUGGUACAUCAAUAAUAUUUGUUAUGGUUUUUAUUUAUGACUGGCAUGUUACGCUGGCAUGUUAACAGCAUCAAAAUAUAUUAUUUUACUUUUUUGGUGGCCAGACUUCCAGUUGGGAUCUGAAAACCACAAGAUAACCUAAAUGGCAAAUCUCUCUCUCUCUCUCUCUCUCUCUCUCUCUCUCUCUAUAUCUCUAUCUCUCUCUCUCUCUCUCUAUGUAUAUGUAUGUAAUCUUGGUAUGUUCUCCUCCUGGCUUGUGAUCAUCCAGCUUCCUCUUGAUUUAUAUUCCAGAAGUUUUUUAAUUUGGUAAAAUCAAAGAAACUUGUCAUUUUGAGAUGGUCUCUUAUUUUUUCCAGAGCGGUGCAUACUUUUUGUGUCUGACUUCUUUUAACAGGAGCUUUAGUGUGCUGUGACCCACAAUUUAUGCUACAGUAAAGUC
Messenger RNA from Astyanax mexicanus (Mexican tetra), 3331 nucleotides. RefSeq names its product zona pellucida protein AX 4 (gene zpax4). The transcript is spliced from 18 exons. The record is from RefSeq and is a predicted model, not a curated record. The coding region runs from base 142 to 2361 and encodes 739 amino acids. NCBI's taxonomy places the organism in Eukaryota, Metazoa, Chordata, Actinopteri, Characiformes, Acestrorhamphidae.